AUGAAGGUGCGGUGCUCCCCCGAGAAGCGCGUUCGGGAGAGGAAGACUCUGCGGAUCCCUCGCGGCACUGCCGCGGGUGCUUACUCCAGAGAAGAAAAUGGAAGCGAGAGCAGCUAAACGGCAGUUUCUCUCAGCCCCUGGAUAUUAUUGAUCUCACUGGAGAAGACAUAGUUGUGAGAACAACAGCAUGCAAUGACUUGGAGAUUAUUGAUCUUACAAAGCCUGAGGAGGUCAUGAUCAACUCCCUCCAGAACCAUAGCUGCUUUGCCUGGGACCUGAAGCCGUCAACUUCAGUCUGCCCUGAGCCCAUCUGCUCUCCUAAUGUUCUCACUCUUGUUGAUGCUGAGAGCAAAUGUACUGUGCCAGUGACCAUGUGGGUUCAGGACCGUGAACGAUCUUCCCCCAAAGUAGGUGUAGGAAAACCAGACUACCUUCCAAGUAACAGCUUCUUCUGCCAUUCCAACUAUAGUGAGGAAUCUGAAGGCAGCAGUCACACCACUUACAACAGUGAUUUGGGCUCUUUGGAAAGCCCUCAGCUGGAAUCUGAUGUUUUCUCUUUCUCAUCAGGUAAUGAUGGUACUGAACGUCCAAUGCUCUUGGACUGUGUAGAACCUCCCCAGGCUUGCUCAUCUGAAAAAAAACCCAGCUUACGGUUCUAUCCCCUGCCUCAAAGACUAUCCCCAAGUCUCCGCUACUCUUCUUUGAACACUGCCAGAUCUGUAGCUGAAGCUGAUCAGCUUUUGCACCAGGCAAAAAAACCACGGCAUGCCAUGGAAUCAAAUGUUCAGGAACAAUCCAAGCGGACUGAUAUCAAGGUCUGGCUGAAAACACUACAGUAUUGCCAUGGAAUCCCUGUACAUCACCCCCUUCUUCAAAAUGUGGUGGAAAAGGAGUCACGAAAGGAUAAAAGACUAAAAGCCCAACCUAUUCCAUUCCGGAGAUUAAACAUGGUGUCCAGCACAAUUGAAGAGAAUUUUUUUCAGGGAACCUUGGAUUUCCUUAUGGACUAUGUAUCUUGUAAAUACUACCCACCAAAAGAAGUCACAACCUAUGUGGUCAGGCAGAUUUUGCUGAGCUCAGAGCACCAAGAGGGGCAACAGGAGAUACAGAAGGAUGCUUAUAUGUUGUUGAUGAAAAUCCAGGCACUUCAUCCAGCAACAGCUGAUACAGUGGUGUGGGACUGGCAACUGCUAAGUAAGAUCAUGGAAGUACAGGAAGAGAUGAUUUCUGGCCGAAUCCUCUUCUUGCAGUAUGUGAUACAGACCUUAGAAGAUGACUUCCAAAAGAUGAUCAGGACUGGUGUUCUGCACAGAUCCAUUGCCAAGGCAGUGCUUUCCUGUGACAAGUGCUUCGGAAAUGUCAAGGAAGUGAUUGAAUGGCUAAUAGCUGUGGUCACUGGGGCCAGAAUUUCUCAACACAAAAAAUGCCUGCAAGAAACCAAAAAUGUAUCGAUAAGCAAAUCCAGAGGUCAGAACUGUAACUCCACUCCAGAAGUGUCCUUAAAUGAGACCAUGCAGAAAGAGGAAAGCUCCAUACAAUUUCAAAUUCAAAAGGAAGUUGCACUUCUACAAAGGAUGCUUUCAAUAGCAGUUGAAGUGGACAAAUCUCCAAAUUGCAAUGCCAGUAAAAUUGCAGAUAUGGUUUUUUCUUCUCUGUUGAAUAUACCCAAGCGGGGCCAAAGAGACAUGUUCCUGAGCACCAUGGAUUGUCACCUUCUACGAUGCAAAGUGCUGGAGCUUAUUUUCCAACAUAGCUGCUCUAUACCAACCAAACAGCCUUUGUCUUUGACAAAAAUAUUGUAUUUUCUGAACCACGUUUCCCUGCUGCUAACAUAUCAGGACAGUGAAAAAUUGUGGCAGAGAUGGGAUGAGAUGCUUCAUCAACUGAAUUUAUUGUUGCUGAGUUACCGUACUAUAGUUCUAGAGCAUUUAAGAAACUCAGUGUAUGAACGUAUUAAUUUAAUUAUCAAAGCUGCUAAACCCAAACUACAGUCAAAUGAUUAUAUUGAAAGAAGUGAUAUAAAGCACAGCAUUCACAGCAUCCAGAAAAAGCUCCGCCAAAUUCUGGGACAGCCAAUUCCCUCCCCCAUCCAAGAAAAGAUUGAACUACUCAAGGUAUUGCUUUUCACUGCUAUGGAUAUCUAACUCGUGGAGGACUGUUGGAUGCUGACAGAUGGACCUCUUCCAAGUGUAAAGUGUUCUUUAAAAAAAAAUUACAAACUAAGUCUUCUUUCUUUGAUUGCAAUAAAUUGCACUGUAUUCUCAGUCACUGGAUAAGUCAAGAAUUUGUCAAGUUUAUUCUAAAUUUCUGUUAAUACCAGUUUGUCUAGUUUUGUUUUUAUUUAUGUUUUAUACACCUUUUAUAAUAAAUUUUACUAGCUGAAAAAGUGGAA
Molecule: messenger RNA, 2392 nt
Organism: Protobothrops mucrosquamatus (brown spotted pit viper)
Lineage: Eukaryota; Metazoa; Chordata; Lepidosauria; Squamata; Viperidae
Gene: SIMC1
Product: SUMO interacting motifs containing 1
Exons: 10
Coding region: 234-2144 (636 amino acids)
Source: RefSeq, a predicted model, not a curated record